GAGGGAAGAAGCGACGAAAGAGGAGGGGAUAAAGAAAAAGAAUGAGCAGAUGAAGUGAAUAAACGGUGCAGCAACAGAAAGCUCAAAGCUGUCAGUUCGAGCUGUCAUAUAAUGCAGUAAACAUCAACACUACCAUAUUGUUUGUUUUUAUACGUGGUUUACGUUUGUUGUUAUUUCUCCAAAACUGACAGAUGGACUCAUUCCUGGGUCUGUUUGACCCAGGGGAGGGGGAGGAGACCCAGCUACCCCCUGAGCCUCAGCUGGGAAAUGUUGAGUAUAAGUUAAAACUGGUCAACCCCUCCAAGCAUAGGUUCGAGCAUCUGGUCACACAGCUCAAAUGGCGUCUGAGGGAAGGCCGGGGGGAAGCUAUCUACGAGAUUGGAGUCGAGGAUAGCGGUCUGCUGACAGGGCUCAGUGAUGAAGACAUGAGUGACAGUCUGGAGACCUUGGAGUUGAUGGCCAGGAGGCUGGGAGCUACCACUACCAUUCUACGGAAGCGCACUGUAGACACCGGGCGACAGGUUGCGGAAGUACUCAUCCGCAAGGUACCUGAUGAUCAACACAACAUAGAAGUAAGGGUUGCAGUGAUGGGCAGUGCAGAUGCGGGCAAGUCUACACUGCUGGGUGUGUUGACGCAGGGACAACUGGACAACGGAAGGGGUCGGGCACGUCUCAACAUGUUCAGGCAUCUCCACGAAGUCCAGUCUGGCCGAACAUCCUCUAUCUCCCAUGAGAUACUGGGCUUCAACUCUCAGGGGGAGGUGAUAAACUACAGUGAGCUGGUAACUGCAGAGGAGAUCUGUGAGAACUCGACAAAACUGAUAACAUUCAUGGAUCUGGCAGGCCAUCGCAAGUACCUGCGAACGACAGUACAGGGCUUGUCUGGCUAUCUGCCGCACUACGUGAUGCUGGUGGUGAGUGGGCGUGCGGGAGUGUUGGGAAUGACCAAAGAACACCUGCAACUAGCUAUCGCGCUCGAUGUACCAUUCUUUGUCACUAUCACCAAGACUGAUCUGGGCUCUCCAGAGGAGACGCUAAGGUGUCUGCAGGUGAUCCUCAAGUCUCCAGGCUGUCUCAGGGUACCAUUUUUGGUGAAAAAUGAAGAUGAUGUGAUCACAGCAGGUUCGAACCAACUGGCAGACAACAUUGUACCAAUAUUCUUGGUGUCCAGUGUAAAUGGUGAGGGUCUAGAACUUCUCACUAGGUUCCUUCAUGUGUUACCCCCAGGCAUCAGUCACAAAGAGAAAGAGAGGCUGGAGCAAGAACCAUGCGAGUUCCAAAUAGACGAAUGUUUCCGAGUUCCGGACGUGGGACCAGUGGUUGGUGGGCUCCUGACCAAGGGAAUGGUGAAUGAGGGAACCAAGCUGCUACUUGGACCAUUUGAUGAUGGGGAGUUUGUGCCUGUGGAGGUGCAGUCCAUCCACCGGAACAAGGCGCCCUGUCGCUCGGUGCGGGCCAGUCAGAGUGCCUCCCUCGGCCUAGACUGCGCUCCCAUCACCUUGCGCUCCGGCAUGGUCCUGCUCAGUCUAGACGUUCAUCCAACGGGCUGUCUCUUCUUCCAGGCAACAGUGUGUGUGCUCUUCCACUCUACGGCAAUACACCCUGGGUUCCAGACAACAGUACACAUCGGCCCAGUGCGACAAACUGCAGUCAUAGAAGGCAUCAUGGCAGUAGGAGGAAUCCACACUAACGAGAAGGCCAGUGUCCUCUUCCGCUUUCUCCGACACCCGGAAUAUGUCCGAGUAGGGAUGAGACUGUUCUUCCGAGAGGGCACCACCAAGGGGAUCGGCAAGAUAACGCAGGUCUUCCCAUUUCAGGUUGUUGCAGCAUAAUUUUUUCAUGACAAUCUUACUGGUGUUCUUGAUGACUGCUAUCACAACUAGGUGGUGGAGUCAGUAUUAUGCACCUGGUUCUUGAGGUUCUUUACAAAGCUAAACUUUGAAAAUUUAAUGUUUAGUAAUAUUUUUACUAUUUGUACUUUGCAAUAGAUUUUAAUUAUGUAUGACUAACAAUGGUUCUUUAUAAUCAUCUCAAUUUUAUAAUUUGGUUCAUCACAGCUUGACAAAAGUUUUUUUGAAGUCUCGUAAUAGAUUAUGUGAAUAGUAAUAUUCAUGGUUAUUAUUUUUACAAUUAUCACUUUAAAGUACAAACAGUAAAGUUGUUCUUUGUGCGAAACAUUCGACUUAGAAUGUUUUCGAUAAUUCAUAUAAAGAUUAUAUAAGCUGGUUAUCAACACAGUUUAUAUACAGAAUAUAAAAUAUAUUUAUAUAUAGAUAAACACAGAAGAUUUUAGUUAAUAAUCUUUUCUACAUAACAAUGAAUUAUAUAUGUAGCAAAAUAUAAAGUAUAAUUUGUUAUUCAGUAUUCCCAAAGUAACAAAAAACUAUAUAUAUAGAAACAAAACAUAUUCUAUCCUAUUUUAGUGUACAAAAUAGAUCUCAUUUGAAAUCAUUACCUGUUUUGUAACCAUUUUAAGGAGCUUUAUUAAUGAUUAAGUACUGCCUAUAAAUUUUAUAAAAUAAUACUAAACAAUAUAGAGUUAAUAACAUUGUAUAUAUAAAUAUUUAUUUGUUAGGGUGAGAUACAGGCACCUUACUGUGAUGUUGAUAUCCACCCACUGCCAAACAGACACUCCUGUCACUAGGCUGUCUUGGACAGACAAUCUUCACCGCCACUAUGUUGGAUAUUGCAGCAUGGCUUAGAACUAUUUAUCUAAACUAUUUAUUUUUAAAUUUACUGCAUAAACUUGGCAGAAUUAUUUUUGCUGUGAUGAGUCUUUAUAGGAAAAAGAAAUUACAUUUUGAGGAAAUUGAUAUACAAUACUCACUUGAGUUCUACAAAAUAUUAUCACUCACAAUAUUUUAAUUAUUUUUAGAAAUGUUAUACAGCACAAGAGGAAAUUCUUGUAUUUUAAAAUAAUUAAAGUAGUAUUUUACACUUUAAUUUAAGUUCAUUGGUGUAGAACACACAAGGCUUAAAGAUCUAUUUUAAUAAAUGCGAACUUUAAGAUUUUCCACAUAUAAAAAUUUGAAUAUAAACCAUUUUAGUGCCGGAGCAUAAUAACAAGUUUGUCCAAAAAAUGCCAAAGAUUUCUCUCAAGGUACUGCUGAAAACGCCAAGCCUUUUUUAAUGAUUUUGUAAAAAUAUUUGUAAAAUUAAAACAGUUUAUGAUAGGCUCUUAAUUUCUUUUUUUAUUUUCUUUACAGAUAAAUUGUUUUAAUUAAAACACAUAUAACUUGCAUAUACUGCUAAUUUAAAUAUAUAUAUAUAUAUGUAUAUAAAACACCCAAAUGGUACUUAACAAAAAUGUUAUAUCCCUCUGCAGUCCUCAAUGACAAUCAGCUCUAUUUCAAACAGUUAAUUGUCCAAACCAUAUUCCUCUGUAUUGCUGAGGCAACCGGAACUAUUACAGACAGCUAAUUGUUUAAACCAUAUUCCUCUGCAUUUUUCAGUGGCAUUCGGAACUAUUAAAGACAGGUAAUUAUCUAAACCAUAUUCCUCUGUAUUGCUCAGUGGCAUUCGGAACUAUUAAAGACAGAUAAUUGUCUAAACCAUAUUCCUCUGCAUUGGUCAGUGGCAUUCGGAAACUAUUAAAGACAAGUAAUUAUCUAAACAAUAUUCCUCUGCAUUGCUCAGUGGCAUUCGGAACUAUUAAAGACAGAUAAUUGUCUAAACCAUACUCCUCUGCAUUGCUCAGAGGCAUUCGGAACUAUAAAGUCAGCUAAUUGUCUAAACUAUAUUCCUCUGCAUUGCUCAGUGGCAUUCGGAACUAUUAAAGACAGGUAAUUGUCUAAACCAUAUUCCUCUGCAUUGGUCAGUGGCAUUCGGAACUAUUAAAGUCAGCUAAACCAUAUUCUUCUGCAUUGCUUGGUGGCAGUCAGAACUACUUCAGGCAGUUAAUUGUCUACUCGUAUAAGACAAUUCAUUCAAUCUUUCUAUCAUUACUAAAAUUAUUUUGUUUUAUUCAUUUUUAUUUUUUUUUAAAUCAUGAUAUUUAUAAUUAUAUAUAUUUUAUUUAUAUUAUGAAUGUUUUGGAACAAUUAUAAAAUGUAGACUACAUUCAGAAAAUGUAACAGUGUUUUUAUAACAAAUCUGAGAUACGAUACCAAUUCAGUAACAGUAAAAAAAAACUAAAUCUAUUCAGUAACACUGAAAUACUUUUACCAACUACUAGAAUGGUGCCAAAAAUUAUAUAAACAUAAAAAUAAUUUAAAUUACCUCGUACAAUAUAAAUGCGAAAUAUUAUUUCCUAAAACUACUAAUCUUAUGGCAUUAUAAAAAUGCUAAUUGCCUUAUAGAAAAACAAAUAUUGAAUAUUUUCAUAAAUAAAGUUGAUUUAAUAGAAAGAAAAUAGUAAAAUAUUUAGUGAGGGGUUCAUUGCUUUCAGGAUCUCUUUUUGUUUAAAGUUAUCAGUUAUUAAGGUUGCAUUUGUCCCACCUAACUGAACUUUGAAACUAUUAAACUGUUACCAUAUGCCGUGUUUAUGAAUAUUUUUAUGUUUACGUAAAACAUCGUUAAUUUUAGAGUUAUAAUAUAAGACUAUACAAAGAAAAAUCUCUCCUUUAGUUGUAAUAAAAUAAUUGUGCCAUGUAGCUUUUUCGAGAUAGGGAAUUUCUGAAUACCCUAACAACCUCAAAUGAACAAAAAUGAUUAGAAGUAAUAUGAAUUUAAAGAAAAUUUGAGGGUUUAAUUGAGUAAAGUCUUUAAAUGAAGACCCUCACAACAAAGUAUAAAGCCUUUAAAUGAAGCUACUGUGUCUGGGUAUAAUGUUUAACUAAGCUUUGCAAGCAAGUAUUGCAAACACUUUGAAUCAAUACACUCCAGCAAAUAUAGAAAACCAACUAAUGUGGAUAUGAAUUUCAACAUCAAAAAGUAAAAUAUUCUAUAAUUUUGUAUGAUUUUAGUAUAUUGAAUAUGAAUUUCCUGACUAAAGAUGGACUAAUGUAAGUUUAUUGCUGUUGUUUGUGUGUGUUAUUCAAGAAGUAAGAAAUAAAAAAUUAUAUGUUGGCCAGUUCCAAUUUUUAAAUUGUUAAUUGUUUGUGGAACUGGAUUGAUUCUCAAUCCAGCAGUUUUGAAUCUGAAUUGAUUAUAAUUGCAUAUUUAUACACAUCAAACAGUAAUAAAAUUUGACUCCUGAAUUGUAAUUCCAACACAAGUCUAAUUUUAUAGUCAGAAAUUUUAAAUGUUCUAGUGAUUGCAUUUUCUUCUUCAGAACAAUUGAAAAUAGGUUUUAUGAGUGUGCAGGUGAUACAAAACACACUUUUGAAAGUUGGCAUAUACCAUUAGUGAAGGACUAUGUCAUAAACAUAUAAUAUAAGCAAUUAAAUAUUUUUCUAGUAACAGAAAUGAUAUUUGUAUUAGUUCAAAAUAAAUGUAGUCAAAUUAUAUUUGAUUAAGCAAACUCAAGAUCUCAGUGUUGUGUUUGUAAUAAAAUCACAAUAUUAUAUAAUUGUAAUUAGACAGUGUGUAAUAAAGUAAAAUUUAUUAUUAUGUUAAGACAACACCUACAAAUCAGAAGUAUAGUUUUGUGACAUUGUUGAUUAUUUUUAAUUGGUAUAAUACAUUUUGCAGAUUAGAAUCCUAAUAACUUUUUGUUUUUACACAACAAUUUUUGCAAAAGCUUGUCUUGUUUCAAGUUUAGCAAAAAACCAUUUAUCCAAUAUGAAAUACGUAAAAAUCUCAAUUUUAAAUAUUUUAAAGGGGCAAUGUAAAUAUAAAAGAUAUUACAAACUAACUUGUAAUUAGCAUUAUAAUUGUCUUAGUUAUUAAAUAUUUUAAAAUUGAGCUACUUAAUUUUCAUUACUGUACUUUUUAAUAAUGGUAAAAAUGUUAAAGGACUAAGUCAGUAUUUUCUUUGUAACCUGUCUCAUUGACGUAUUUAUGUAUUUUCAGAGAGUGUAAAUCUCAUUGUAAUUUACUGAAAUAAAAAGAUAAAGUAAGAGCUUUGUACUGUAUAUAGUAAAAGUCUGGCUGUGGUAGGUGGUAAGUAGAUUCUGUACAUUGCUAGCAGGAAGGUUGUCACAAGACUAUUAGAUCUAUCUUAUCCAAGUGGACAAUUCUAUGAAUUGCACACAAAUUUCUUUUAACCUAGCAUAAAGCGUAAUAGUUUGUUUCAAUACCAAGUUGUAUUUUAUUUAUUUUAUUUUAACAAUAAAAUCCUGAAUGUUAGUAUUUUAAUUGUUUUUUAUCACAGAAAAUAAAUUCAAUUUAUCACA
Molecule: messenger RNA, 6215 nt
Organism: Homalodisca vitripennis (glassy-winged sharpshooter)
Lineage: Eukaryota; Metazoa; Arthropoda; Insecta; Hemiptera; Cicadellidae
Product: GTP-binding protein 2
Exons: 9
Coding region: 192-1832 (546 amino acids)
Biological process (GO): translational elongation
Molecular function (GO): GTPase activity; GTP binding; translation elongation factor activity
Source: RefSeq, a predicted model, not a curated record